Messenger RNA from Colletotrichum karsti, 1668 nucleotides. RefSeq lists its product as uncharacterized. The coding region runs from base 1 to 1668 and encodes 555 amino acids. The record is from RefSeq and is a predicted model, not a curated record. The transcript has a single exon. NCBI's taxonomy places the organism in Eukaryota, Fungi, Ascomycota, Sordariomycetes, Glomerellales, Glomerellaceae.
AUGGACGAGCCUUUGAUCGCCAAGUCUCCCCUCGCUAUUCAAGUGGACGGCAACGCAUCAUCACAAGAACACGUCAACAGCCGGCCCAACACCAUAGCGCACGAGGAUGGGCCACUCCGAUCUUCGACACAGAAACUCGAGCCACCGAAAUGGACUAUGCAAUCGAACGACGCAGGCAAACAUGAGAACGAUACUCAAAAUGUCUUCGGAUCAGCUUCGAAAAACCCAUCAAUCAUGCGACUUUGGUCUGCAGAAGUUAUUACACUCGCUGUAGCGGCCAUCCUGAUGGGCAUUAUUCUGGCAAUUCUUCUCGACGCCGACGAUAAACCUCAAGACGACUGGUUCUUCCCUUUGAAUAUCAAUUCUGUCCUAGCAACUCUAUCCGUCAUGUACAGAUCUCUGCUCGUCACCGUCAGUGCAGAAGCGCUGUCGCAAUUCAAAUGGAUAUGGUUCUUCUCCAAGCGGUCUCCGCCUCGCUCUCUGCAUCACAUCAAUGUUUUUGACAACGCAAGCCGGGGUAUCUGGGGAGCCUUACAACUAUUUCCCCUCGUCGUCUUCAGGGACCUUGCUUGCAUACCGCCAUUACUUGUUGUCCUCUUUUCUUUCGCCAUCGGACCUUUCAUACAACAAGCCAUCACCAUAUACGAUAAAACGUUGGUUCUUCCGUCAGGAAGUCUUGCGUCUAUUCCUAUAACUCAGACGGUGGGCAAACCCGCCGCAAGCCCUGCGGGAAUCAACAGCUCCGACAAUAACUACUUCGGACCAGGUAUCCGCGGUUUCGUCUACUCUGCACUCGGGUACCCUCAAAACAAUCGUGGGAGCAUUGAAGUCGAGUGCGAUACUGGAUACUGCAUCUUCUCUCCCAACAUCACUCCCCAACCUCUCGAAGUUACGCAUGCCUCGAUUGGUAUUUGUAGCCAAUGCGAGGAUCGCACUUAUCUGGCCAGGGAGGUAGACGAGUCGUACGUCGAAUUGCCCAACGGAAUGCAAUUCAACGUGAAGGACGAUCAGAACGUGUUCAUUGUCCAAAACGAUGACGAUCUUUCAUGGGCUUUCAACGAUACCGAAAUGGUAUCAAAAGCGUAUUUAGGGGCUGCAUUUGCUAACGUCACUUUCUUAUCGAGAACGAGGGAGAUCACCACUGUCUACGACGAAGAUCGUGAGCCGAUCCGCCUGUCAGACCCUUCUCUUCCGUACUUCGCAGCUGGAGUGUGUUCCCUUUGGCCGUGCCUACAGUACUAUCAGGGCAAGGUCAAUAACGGAACACUCGUCGAAAAAAAGCUACUUAAUGAGCCAAUGUACCCGGACGCGAUCGACUUUGCAGAAAACGAUCAAGAGGUCCUUUCGAAAGUGCCAGUCGGCAAGCUUCCAGUCUCGUGGAACAUUACAGCUAUCCAAUCACCAUGCCGCAUGGACGAUUCAGCCUAUGAUUAUGGCGAUCUCCAAGCGAGAGACGUUGGCCAACUGAACCACUUGGCCAAAGAUUCCAAAGUUCGUAUUGUUUCACCAGCAAACGCGCCUGACUAUCCCGUCGAAUCCGUCCCUGAGUCUUGCGUAUUUCGCAUGUCUGGAGCUUUUCGGGCCACCAUGGCUUCACUGUUGAGCAAGGAUAUUUUCAACGGAAAGUGCAGCCGAAAGAAGUCGACGAACGAUACUUUGAACAGUUGA